GUCAACCGUGUUGGUUGUUUCAGCAAGGCUUCAGAAUGGCUGCUUCUCUCCCGGAUUCUAUGGGAAUUGAUUCAAAAAUGUGUUCGCCUGAUUUCUACCAAAAUGUUAUCGUAAUGAGACAUGGUGAACGGAUGGAUAACUUCGAACCCUUAUGGGCCUCCACUGCGACCCGACCAUGGGACCCACCCUUGUUUCGAGACGGCUGGGUUCGCGCGCUAGAAACGGGUCGGACCCUCAGGAAAACUCUCGGGUUUCCUAUCAAUCGGGUCUUUGUCUCCCCCUUCCUUCGCUGCGUUCAGACUGCUUCCCAAGUUGUUACUGCUCUCUGUGCUGUCCGUGACGACACCAGUACCCUCUCUAGCCAUGCCAUGCCCAUUGAUCCAUCCAAAGUCAAGGUAUCGGUUGAAUAUGGACUGUGUGAGAUGAUGAACAGUACAGGAAUCAGACCUGGGGUGGCUCCAAAAGAUGGAAAUUUUAGUAUGGAUAUAUCGAAGUGUGAAGCCUUGCUCCCUGCAGGAACAGUGGAUGAUAAAGCAGAAAGAUUGUAUCAAGAGUUGCCAAAGUGGGAGGAGCCUAUUUUGAGCACGAGGGCUAGAUAUGAGCAAGUAUUCAAGGACCUUGCAGAUAAAUAUCCUACUGAGAACUUGUUGCUCAUCACACAUGGGGAAGGAGUUCAAGUGGCUCUUUCUGCAUUCGAAAAAGAUGCACAAGUGACUAAAAUAGAGUACUGUGCUUAUGUGAAACUGAGGCGUCCUGUUUUCCAGAGAGACCACUCAUUUACUGCUGGAGAGUUCAAUGUGCUUAAUAUUUCUGGUCAAUCUGGCAUCACUUAUUCUCUUCCAAAUUCUUCCACCACUCACAUCGAUGAAGUUUGAUAAUGAUUCUCACUUGAAGUCUGAGAAUUUUAUAUUGCAAAUUUAGAAUCCUCCUAAGUGGAUGCUGUUUUGAAUUAAGAAGCCAAAACGAAAUGGCAUUCUUCAUUUUCCUUUUUUUUUUUUUUUAAUCCCCAUUCAUGUUUUGUGGCGUGUGUAAUUUUUCCCAUCGCAAGGACAUUGAAAUAAGUAAAUGGCUCCUAAUUCAGCAAAGUUUUUAUGGUCCUAUCAA
Neltuma alba is the source of this 1104-nucleotide messenger RNA. RefSeq lists its product as uncharacterized. Bases 36 to 875 code for a protein of 279 amino acids. The transcript is spliced from 5 exons. The record is from RefSeq and is a predicted model, not a curated record. Gene Ontology annotation, molecular function: catalytic activity. NCBI's taxonomy places the organism in Eukaryota, Viridiplantae, Streptophyta, Magnoliopsida, Fabales, Fabaceae.